Oppiella nova is the source of this 965-nucleotide messenger RNA. Lineage: Eukaryota; Metazoa; Arthropoda; Arachnida; Sarcoptiformes; Oppiidae. The record is from the annotation of a GenBank genome assembly.
GUUUCAUCAGUUUUCCAAUCAUUUGAUUUUUGGACAUCCAUUCAAGCGAUUGAUCGCAAAGUCUUAUAAAAAGCAUUGAUUUUGAGUCAAGAAUUCCUUUCAAAUAAAGUUUUCAUAACUUUUAGUCAACUUUUUGUCACAAAUUUUUGGCAUUUAAUUAAUUUUCAGUGAUAGUCAUGUCUUCAUGCAAUCCUCACCACAAGAAGUGCUGUCAAGACUCGGACGACGAGAAGGACGGACUGUCAGCCCAUGAGUUGUUUGGUUCGGGCGAUGGACUCACCUAUAACGACUUCUUAGUACUCCCCGGAUAUAUAGACUUCAGCGCCGAAGAUGUGGAUCUCACCACAAACCUCACGAAACGCAUUCAACUUCGUGUGCCUCUCGUGUCCUCACCCAUGGAUACCGUAACCGAGUCUGAGAUGGCUAUUGCUAUGGCUUUAUGUGGAGGCAUCGGAAUCAUUCACCACAACUGUACCGCUGACUACCAGGCCUCGGAAGUACUCAAAGUUAAGAAAUACAAGCACGGCUUCAUUCGGGACCCCCUGGUGUUGGGGCCCAACAACAAGGUAUCUGACGUACUGACCAUCAAAAAAGAAAGGGGUUUCGCCGGCAUUCCGGUGACAGACACCGGCAAACUCGGCGGUAAACUCCUGGGAAUCGUAACCUCGCGCGACAUCGACUUUAAGACUCAAGACAUUCUGAACGAACCCCUGUCGGCGGUGAUGACCAAAUCGCAGCACCUGGUGGUGGGCGUCGACGGCAUUACCCUUCAGGAUGCGAACGAUAUACUGGAAAAGAACAAGAAGGGAAAGUUGCCGAUUGUGGACCGGGAUAACCGACUGACGGCACUCAUCGCCCGGACAGACGUCAAGAAGCACAGAGACUAUCCGUUGGCGUCGAAGGACGAGAACAAACAGCUUCUGGUGGGCGCCGCCAUCGGCACCAGAGAUAGCGAUAAGGAAAGG